Messenger RNA from Colletotrichum spaethianum, 1245 nucleotides. Its product is annotated as putative SET domain-containing protein L678. The transcript has 4 exons. Gene Ontology annotation, cellular component: cytoplasm; nucleus. Gene Ontology annotation, molecular function: protein serine/threonine phosphatase activity. NCBI's taxonomy places the organism in Eukaryota, Fungi, Ascomycota, Sordariomycetes, Glomerellales, Glomerellaceae. Gene Ontology annotation, biological process: double-strand break repair via homologous recombination; peptidyl-serine dephosphorylation. Bases 1 to 1245 code for a protein of 414 amino acids. The record is from RefSeq and is a predicted model, not a curated record.
AUGAGCGACCUUGACAAAGCCAUCGCGCAACUGCGCGCCUGCCGACCGAUACCCGAAGCCCAAGUCCGAGAGCUAUGCCACAAGGCGCGCGAGCUGCUCAUCGAAGAGGGCAACGUCGUCACGGUCACAGCUCCCGUAACGAUAUGCGGUGAUAUUCAUGGCCAGUUUCACGAUCUCAUGGAGCUCUUCCGCGUCGGCGGUGACGUCCCCGACACCAACUACCUCUUCAUGGGCGACUUUGUCGAUCGUGGCUUCUACUCGCUCGAGUCCUUCCUCCUCCUUCUCUGCCUUAAAGUCCGCUACCCUGACCGCAUGACCCUUAUUCGAGGCAACCACGAGUCACGGCAAAUCACUACCGUUUACGGCUUCUACGACGAAUGCCUGCGGAAAUACGGUUCGGCCAACGUCUGGCGCUACUGCUGUGACGUUUUCGACUACCUUGCUCUCGGCGCCAUCGUUCUUGGAGCAUCACACACGUUCAACUCCACGCCAGGACAAGAGGCCAUUGACGAAGAUGUGGAGAUCGAGGUCUGCGACCAGGCCGGCUUGACAAUGAGCCGCUUCCCCAGGCAGAGACGGCCGCAACGGCAACCGACACCCAGCAGUCCAAACGGCGCGUCCUCGGGCGGCGACAAGACAGGCCCGCCAGGCAGCGGCGCUUCGGGAAGCUCGUCAGGCUCCGUUGGCAACCCCGCCGGUGCCAUCCUCUGCGUUCACGGUGGUCUCUCCCCCCUGAUAGACAGUGUCGAUAAAAUUCGGCUCCUGGACAGGAAGCAAGAGGUGCCGCACGAAGGAGCCAUGUGCGACCUGCUAUGGUCCGACCCAGACGACAUCGAUGGCUGGGGGCUGUCGCCGCGUGGUGCAGGAUUUUUGUUCGGCGCGGAUAUUGUCCGCGAUUUUAACCACAAGAACGACCUGUCACUUAUCGCUCGCGCUCAUCAGCUUGUCAUGGAAGGCUUCAAGGAGAUGUUCGACGCUAGUAUCGUCACGGUUUGGUCAGCGCCCAACUACUGCUAUCGCUGUGGCAACGUUGCGGCGAUCCUUGAACUGGCGGAGGACGAUUCCGGCACUGGUGUGUUCGCGCGCAGUAACGGUGACAGGGGACGCAGUGAUGGCGGCAUUAGAGGCACCGAUGACUACGUUCUUCUGCCCGGACCGGCGCGGAGGUAUCGCGUAUUCCAGGCGGCGCCUCAGGAUUCUAGGGGAAUGCCGGCGAAGAAGCCGGUGGCCGACUACUUCCUGUAG